GAAGCCCACUAUGGCUCCCGUCCCCUGGCGAUGCUGACGGCGGCCUGCGGCGACCUCCACGGCCCCAGCCCGCUCCGGGACUCGGCCCCGCCGCCCAAGCCGGGCCCCAGGAAGGCCUACCCGCCGGGCGGCGAGCUCGGCCCGCCCCGGGCCAUGGGCGACCCCUACCCCGGCCCCUUCGCGGGGGCCAACGGGCUGCUGCCGCCGCCCCCCGGCAGCCCCCCGGCCCCGGCGGCCGGCUACGGCGGCGACUACGGCCCCUUCGCCCACUCGUUCGCCGGGCCCCAGGACGGCGGCCUGCUGGUGCCCAAGGCCCACGGCUCCCCGGACGGGCUCCCGGGCGUCUACGCCUCCCUGGACGUGGCGGCCCACCCCUACGGCUCCUGGUACAAGGCGGGCAUCCACGCGGGGCUGCCCCCGGGCCCGGCCGGCGGCCCUCCGGCCUCCUGGUGGGACGUGCACCACGCGGGAGGCGGCUGGCUGGGCCCCGGCCAGGCCCCGGCCGCGGGCGACGGGCUGCAGGGGAGCCCGGCCCCGCCGGCCCUCAGCCCCCAGCUGCCCGCCUACGGGCCCGCCGACUUCGCCCCGCUCAACCCGGGCCCCUACCCGGGCCUGGGGUCGCCGCCCCCGCCCCCGGCCGCGAUGGGGGGCGGCCAGCACGUCCUGGCCCAGGACGUCUACAAGCCCAAGGCGGCGGGCGACGGGGCCGCGCCGGAGGGCGCGGGGCCGAGGUCGGCCCGGGCCGCCGGGGCGGGGGGCGGCUACGGGGCGGGCGGCUCGGGCCGCUCCACCUGCGACUGCCCCAACUGCCAGGAGCUGGAGCGGCUGGGGGCGGGGGCGGCGGGCCUGCGCAAGAAGCCCAUCCACAGCUGCCACAUCCCGGGCUGCGGGAAGGUGUACGGCAAGGCCUCGCACCUGAAGGCCCACCUGCGCUGGCACACGGGCGAGCGGCCCUUCGUCUGCAACUGGCUCUUCUGCGGCAAGCGCUUCACGCGCUCCGACGAGCUGGAGCGCCACGUGCGGACCCACACGAGGGAGAAGAAGUUCACCUGCCUGCUCUGCUCCAAGCGCUUCACCCGCAGCGACCACCUCAGCAAACACCAGCGCACGCACGCCGAGACCCCCGGCCCCGCGGACCCCGAGGAGCCCGCCGAGGGCCCCCGCGGGGCCGCGGACCGAGAGACCCCCGCCGGCCCCGCCGCCCCGGGCCCGGCCCCGCCGCCCGCCUCGCCCCCGAGGCCCGGGGAGGGCCGGGAGGCCAGUCCUGAGCGGGGCAGCCUGCUGGAGAUUUGA
Messenger RNA from Tachyglossus aculeatus (Australian echidna), 1293 nucleotides. It is a transcript of the gene SP7, whose product is annotated as Sp7 transcription factor. Bases 31 to 1293 code for a protein of 420 amino acids. Gene Ontology annotation, biological process: regulation of transcription by RNA polymerase II. Gene Ontology annotation, molecular function: DNA-binding transcription factor activity, RNA polymerase II-specific; RNA polymerase II cis-regulatory region sequence-specific DNA binding. The transcript has a single exon. The record is from RefSeq and is a predicted model, not a curated record. Lineage: Eukaryota; Metazoa; Chordata; Mammalia; Monotremata; Tachyglossidae.